Molecule: messenger RNA, 561 nt
Organism: Drosophila eugracilis
Lineage: Eukaryota; Metazoa; Arthropoda; Insecta; Diptera; Drosophilidae
Gene: mRpS18C
Product: 28S ribosomal protein S18c, mitochondrial
Exons: 2
Coding region: 72-494 (140 amino acids)
Biological process (GO): mitochondrial translation
Cellular component (GO): mitochondrial small ribosomal subunit; ribosome
Molecular function (GO): small ribosomal subunit rRNA binding; structural constituent of ribosome
Source: RefSeq, a predicted model, not a curated record
AACACAUGUUACCUUACUGCAUUUACCAACACUGUUUAAUAGUUGUUUUUUGGUAAUAUUAUCAUAUUAAAAUGUUGAAACUAGGCAAAUUUCUAGCACAAAAUGCCACUGUUGUAAACCUAGUGGGCAGACAGCAAUUUGGGGCCACCAGCCGUCUCUACUCGGCUUCACCGGAAUCUUCUGACUCGGAUUUACCAAUUGACAUAACGAAUCCCUACGAAAAGGACCCUCAGCAGUGCAUCCUCUGCAAGCACAGCAUAGAGCCACACUACAAGAACGUGAAGCUGCUUUCCCAAUUCCAGUCACCAUACACUGGUCGCAUUUAUGGGCGUCAUAUUACCGGAUUAUGCAAGCGUCGGCAGGAGCAAGUAGAGCAGGCCAUCCUGCGCGCCCAGCAGUGUCUGCUGAUGCCAGGGUAUCAUAAGGACCUCGACUUCCUGCAGGACCCUAAGCUCUUCGAUCCCGAGAGACCCGUUCGUCCGCACAAGUACUAGUUUUUUUUAAAGUUUUGAGUUUCCUUUUUGUUGCAAUGGGAAUACAGUUUAUUAAUGUUAAAUCUAA